Messenger RNA from Drosophila simulans, 1522 nucleotides. RefSeq lists its product as uncharacterized. NCBI's taxonomy places the organism in Eukaryota, Metazoa, Arthropoda, Insecta, Diptera, Drosophilidae. The coding region runs from base 156 to 1385 and encodes 409 amino acids. The transcript is spliced from 3 exons. The record is from RefSeq and is a predicted model, not a curated record.
AUGGCGGACUUCUUCUUUUCUUGCAGCACGUGUCAAAGGAAAGUGACUUUGGUGUUUUAAAAAUUCAUUGUUUACUUUGUUCGCUGCGCGCAAGUCGUAUUUCACUUCUGGUUUUUUAUUGGGUAAUUAUUUAACAUAUUCAAUCCAAUUUAAUUAUGCGAAGCAUGUUUUCGGAUCGUUACAACAAUAAGCGCCGCGAAUUUUACGAGCGCUACGAAGCUGCUAGGGUGAUCCAUCCGAGUCUGCCGGAGUGCCAGCGUCCAGCGGAGCCCACCGAAGUGAAGCAUCCGAACAACCCCGUUAAUCGUCGCCCCGUUUCGUAUCGCCAACUGGCCAAUCAGUCGCGAAGGCAGCUGGAGAACGACUCCUGGCUAUCCAGUGAUCGACUGCCCAUAGUGGUGCGCCGCGAAAUCGAGAUGCGCAACAAAAAACCUGUGCUGCCCAAAUACAACGUGGAAACGGCUACCCAUGUGCUAAGCCAUAAUGGCGGGUCACGACGUGGUCGUCCUCCAUCUGCCGCCACUGCGGCCAGAAUGGCAUCUGAAUUCGCCCGUCAAGUCGGUGGCAUUUCCCAAACUCCAAACUCCAUCAAAGAAGAAGAAGAAGAGGAGCAGCCGAUAGCCAAGAAGGCGAACAAGAUGCCGGACAAGGUGGCAGUCAAGGUGACGGACAAGUUGGCGACCAAGUUGACGACCAAGGUGGCGACCAAGGCGGCGACCAAGGUGGCGACCAAGGUGGCGACCAAGGUGGCGACCAAGGUGGAGACCAAGGUGGAGACCAAGGUGGCGACCAAGGUGGCGACCAAGGUGGCGACCAAGGUGGAGACCAAGGUGGAGACCAAGGCGGAGGAGUCCAACUUCCCGGUUAAGAUUAAAGUGGAAGAGGACGCGCAAAAUGAUGUGGGGUGGCAGCCAAAUUGGCUGGACAAAACCAAUGAGGGUUUUGCCACAAAUAGGAACUUUAUUCCGAUUUUGAGCUCUUUUCCUAACCCUUACCGUAACAUGGAUGUUACCUGGACCGAACAAUUCAAUGCAUUAUCAAACCAAUACUACAAUCAUAUCAUGAACUCCGUCUCGUCUUCGAGCCAGAUGCAGCCGCUUGAUUUACCACCAUCAGACAACACGCCCACUAUCGGUGUUAACCCGGUGAUCGUGGGCGGUCACCCACCAUUUAGCGUCUUUCCGUGCCCGUCGGAUAACUGCGAGCAAAACUUUGAUUCGCGUCGGGCCAUGUACAAGCACCAACGCGAGACUGGUCACCACAAUUGGCCAUACAACUGCAGCAAGUGUGGCCAGGUCUUCCGUACAUCAGGCUUUAUGCGCAUGCACUCCGUGAAUGCCUGUGAGCGCAACUUGCACAAGUUUAAAAUAUCUAAGCCAAAUUAAUUGCAACUUGGCCAAACCGCAAAGCCGGAAUGAAUCGGUUCGCAUACAGCGAACUAUUAAUUUACCAUUGAUUUACCAUUAAAUUUCUAUUAAUUUACUUUAUAUGAAAUAAAGAAUGCCAUAAUGGUAAAAAUCUA